AUGUCCCAAGGCCCGUUCUACAUUGGAGUCGAUGUGUAAGUGCAUGCGCAUCGAGGAAUGGCCCUGUUGCCAGGUUGAAGCUUCAGGCUGAGAGUCCAUGGUAUUGGCCAUCAUUCUCUCUCAGCGGCACAGGCUCGGCUCGAGCCGCUCUGCUGGACGCCGACGGCAACAUCCUCUCCGAAUCCACUCACGCCACCCGCACAUGGCGAUCCGACGCAGACGCACGCAUCUUUGAGCAGUCCACCGACGACAUUUGGGCUCGCAUCAGUCAAGCCGUUCGAGAUGUGCUCAAAAUAUUGCCGGCAGGUACGAGCAGCAAGGAUGUCAAAGGGAUAGGAUUCGACGCUACUUGCUCUUUGGCCGUCAUCAAUGCAAACGGCGAACCGAUCGAGGUCACACCGGAACCUGAAGGCAAUUGGAAGGUCGGAGGAGCAGAAGGAGAGAGGCGCAACAUCAUACUCUGGGCCGAUCAUCGGGCUGAGGAAGAGGCAAAGAAGAUCAACAGUACAGGUAGCAUGGUGCUCAAUUACGUUGGGGGUACCAUGUCGGUGAGUAUGCGUUCCUAUGGAGGGAAGCAAUUUUGAGUCUCUAAGCAUACAUACUGAUCAAGAACUUGGGCACGCCCGUAGCUGGAAAUGGAAGUUCCAAAGAUGCUCUGGCUAUCCACCCGCAUGCCCAAGCAAACAUUCGCCUCCGCGCACUUCUACGAUCUGCCAGACUACCUCACCUAUCGCGCAACCGGAAGUCGAGCUCGGUCAAAUUGCAGUCUGGUGUGCAAGUGCUCCUACGUUCCCCCAGGCGUGGGAGGUAGCAGCACAGGCUGGCAGCACGAUUUCUUCAACAAGAUAGGAUUAUCAUCCAUCGCUGAUGAGGACUUUGAGCGAGUGGGUGGUAUUCCGGGCAAGGGCGGCUUGGUCUUGACAGCUGGACAGCCGCUCGGAUCGGGUUUGACGAAACAAGCCGCGCAAGAUUUGGGCUUAGAAGAGGGCACGGCUGUCGGCUCUGCACUCAUCGACGCGUACGCUGGCUGGGUUGGGACAGUCGCAGCUCAAGCCGUCAAUGCUACAACAUCAGAACAGGAACAAGACACUGGGCUUGCACAAAGUCAACACAGAUUGGCAGCCAUCGCCGGCACGAGUACGUGCCAUGUAGUGCAGAGUCCGCAGGGCAUCGACGUCAAGGGCGUUUGGGGUCCGUACAAGAACGCCGUGUUUCCCGGCAUGUGGAUGAAUGAAGGGGGUCAAAGCUCCACUGGUCAGCUGAUCGACUUUAUCAUUGACACGCAUCCCGCGAUCUCGACGCUCAAGGAGAGAGCAACGACGAACAAGUCCAACUUGUUCACCGAGCUGCACGGUAUCUUGGAUACACUGCAAGAAAAGGCAGACUUGUCACAUCCCUCUUACCUCAUUCGCGACCUGGUGCUCUACCCCGAUCUGCACGGCAAUCGAAGUCCCUUAGCAGACAGCGGCAUGCGAGGACUCGUCAGUGGUCUAGCCCUGGACCGGGGGGUGUCUGACCUGGCCAAAAAGUACUAUGCUACGUUGGAAGCUAUUGCUCUUCAGACCAGGCACAUCUUGGCCGAGCUGAACGGCAAAGGCCACUCCAUCACCAGUCUCUACAUGUCGGGCGGACACGUCAAGAAUGCAGCAUUUAUGCAGUUGCUAGCAGAUGUUUGUCAGGUACCCGUGCUCUUGCCCAACAGCGCCAGUGCCAGCGUCGUGGCUGGCUCCGCUAUCCUGGGACGCUUUGCUGCCGAACUCAGGGAAAAGGGUGUUCUGAUCGAAACUCAAGAGCAGGCCGAUAAGGCAGCAUCGGACUACAGAGAGCGUCUAUGGGAACUCAUGGUACGUCCCGCGUCCUGCUCCUAGUGGGCUACGCGACGCUGCUCCUUCGUACUGACAUAGCACCUUGUUGCGCAUCUCAGACUACCAUGACCAAGCCGGGCACUUUCGUCUACCCUCGUGCGGACGACAAGAUCAAUGCUCUCUUUGAUGCCAAAUACAAAGUGAGCUGCAUGCGCCCUGCAGUCAACUACUUCCUCGCUAAUUUGGCAACAAUCUUUGAACUCUUGCAGAUAUUCCACGAGGCCAUCGAUGUGCAACGACGAUGGCGCAAGAUUGUGGCAGACGCCAUAGAUUGA
Molecule: messenger RNA, 2140 nt
Organism: Ceraceosorus bombacis
Lineage: Eukaryota; Fungi; Basidiomycota; Exobasidiomycetes; Ceraceosorales; Ceraceosoraceae
Source: the annotation of a GenBank genome assembly